Molecule: messenger RNA, 4371 nt
Organism: Alexandromys fortis (reed vole)
Lineage: Eukaryota; Metazoa; Chordata; Mammalia; Rodentia; Cricetidae
Gene: Axl
Product: AXL receptor tyrosine kinase
Exons: 19
Coding region: 220-2967 (915 amino acids)
Biological process (GO): nervous system development; positive regulation of phosphatidylinositol 3-kinase/protein kinase B signal transduction; protein phosphorylation
Cellular component (GO): signaling receptor complex; plasma membrane
Molecular function (GO): transmembrane receptor protein tyrosine kinase activity; protein binding; ATP binding
Source: RefSeq, a predicted model, not a curated record
AGGGAGAGAAUGAGGCUGGGUAGCCGGGAAGGCAGCUAGCUGCGGAGGAGUUGAGCCAGCCGAGGGGCUCCCGCUGUGCCAGGCGGGCAGUGCCAAAUCCCUGGAGCCUAGAGCUGGGGGGAGGGCCGGGGACAACCCGGCCCUGCCCCCUUCCCGAGAGAGGUGCCCAUCAACUUCGGAAGAAAGUUUGGCAACGAUUGCUGUAGUGGUGUCCUGAGGAUGGGCAGGGUCCCGCUGGCCUGGUGCUUGGCGCUGUGGUGCUGGGGGUACGCGGCUCCUAAGGACACACAGACCGAGGCUGACAGUCUGUUUGUGGGGAACCCAGGGAAUAUCACCGGUGCCAGAGGACUCACAGGAACCCUUCGAUGUGAGCUCCAGGUUCAGGGGGAGCCCCCCGAGGUCAUGUGGCUUCGAGACGAACAGAUCUUAGAGCUGGCUGAUAACACCCAGACCCAGGUGCCCCUGGGGGAAGACUGGCAAGAUGAAUGGAAAGUCGUCAGUCAGCUCAGAAUCUCAUCCCUGCAGCUUGAAGAUGCAGGAAAGUACCAGUGUAUGGUGCACCUGGGAGGACGGACCUUCAUGUCUCAGCCGGGCUAUGUAGGGCUGGAAGGUCUCCCAUACUUUCUGGAGGAGCCUGAGGAUAAAGCUGUGCCAGCCAACACCCCCUUCAACCUAAGCUGCCAAGCCCAGGGACCGCCUGAACCCGUGAACCUAUUCUGGCUUCAAGAUGCUGUUCCCCUGGCCCCCGUCAUAGGCCACAGCUCUCAGCACAGGCUGCAAGCUCCAGGCCUGAACAAGACGUCUUCUUUCUCCUGUGAAGCCCACAAUGCCAAGGGCGUCACCACCUCCCGCACAGCUACUAUCACAGUGCUCCCCCAGAGGCCUCGCCAUCUCCACGUGGUUUCAAGACAUCCCACGGAGCUAGAGGUAGCUUGGACCCCUGGCCUGAGUGGCAUCUAUCCUCUUACCCACUGCAACCUGCAGGCUGUACUGUCAGACGAUGGGGUGGGCAUCUGGCUGGGAGAGCCAGAUCCUCCAGAAGAACCUCUCACGUUGCAAGUAUCUGUGCCCCCUCACCAGCUUCGGCUGGAAAAGCUCCUUCCUCAUACCCCAUAUCACAUCCGGGUAUCCUGCACCAGCAGCCAGGGCCCCUCGCCCUGGACCCAUUGGCUUCCUGUGGAGACCACGGAAGGAGUGCCCUUGGGCCCCCCUGAGAACGUUAGCGCCAUGCGGAAUGGGAGCCAGGCCCUCGUGCGUUGGCAGGAGCCAAGGGUGCCCCUGCAGGGAACCCUGUUAGGGUACCGGUUGGCAUAUCGAGGCCAGGACACCCCCGAGGUACUUAUGGACAUAGGACUAAAGCGAGAGGUGACCCUGAAACUUCGGGAGGACAGGCCUGUGGCUAACCUGACUGUGUCUGUGGCAGCCUAUACUUCUGCUGGGGAUGGGCCCUGGAGCCUUCCUGUGCCCCUGGAGCCCUGGCGCCCAGGGCAAGGACAGCCACUCCACCAUCUGGGUAAGGGCUUUUGUAUCCCCUCUCUUUCCCUCCCUUCAACAUGCAGUGAGGGUCACACGUACUUUCCACACUCCCUUCAUGCCUCCCAAGCAUGUUGCUCUAAUCCUCCACUUCAGGAGAGAAGCUCAGCUCGGGAGUGCACUGGUGCUUGCUUUUGUCCCCACUGGAAGGCUUCCACGUCGUCAUUCUGUUCAUCCCCCCCUUCUCCCUCUAGGGAGGUGUUCGAGCCAACAAUGGAAAGAGGUGAACUGGUAGUCAGGUAUCGUGUCCGAAAGUCCUACAGUCGCCGGACCACCGAAGCCACCUUGAACAGCCUGGGCAUCAGUGAAGAACUGAAGGAGAAACUACGAGAUGUCAUGGUAGACCGGCAUAAGGUGGCCUUGGGGAAGACCCUGGGUGAAGGAGAGUUUGGUGCUGUGAUGGAGGGCCAGCUCAACCAGGAUGACUCCAUCCUCAAGGUUGCUGUAAAGACAAUGAAAAUUGCCAUCUGCACAAGAUCAGAGCUAGAGGAUUUUCUGAGUGAAGCUGUCUGCAUGAAGGAAUUCGACCACCCCAACGUCAUGAGGCUCAUUGGUGUCUGUUUCCAGGGUUCUGACCGAGAAGGUUUCCCAGAACCUGUGGUCAUCUUGCCUUUCAUGAAACAUGGAGACCUACACAGUUUCCUCCUGUAUUCCCGGCUCGGGGACCAGCCAGUGUUUCUGCCCACUCAGAUGCUGGUGAAGUUCAUGGCCGACAUUGCCAGUGGAAUGGAGUACCUGAGUACCAAGAGAUUCAUACACCGGGACCUGGCCGCCAGGAACUGUAUGCUGAAUGAGAACAUGUCCGUGUGUGUAGCAGACUUCGGGCUUUCCAAGAAGAUAUACAACGGGGACUACUACCGCCAAGGGCGUAUCGCCAAGAUGCCAGUCAAGUGGAUUGCCAUUGAGAGUCUGGCAGAUCGAGUCUACACCAGCAAGAGUGAUGUGUGGUCCUUUGGCGUGACAAUGUGGGAAAUCGCCACCCGAGGCCAAACCCCCUAUCCAGGAGUGGAGAACAGUGAGAUUUACGACUACCUACGCCAAGGAAAUCGCCUGAAACAGCCAGUGGACUGCCUGGAUGGCCUGUAUGUCCUGAUGUCCCGGUGCUGGGAGCUAAACCCACGGGACCGGCCAAGUUUUACAGAGCUUCGGGAAGACCUGGAGAACACGUUGAAGGCUCUGCCCCCUGCUCAGGAGCCUGAUGAAAUCCUCUAUGUCAACAUGGAUGAGGGCGGAAGCCACCUUGAACCCCGCGGUGCUGCUGGAGGAGCUGACCCCUCAACCCACCCUGACCCAAAGGAUUCCUGUAGCUGUCUCACUGCAGCUGAAGUCCAUGCUGCUGGGCGCUACGUCCUCUGUCCUUCUACAGCUCCAGGACCCACUGUGUCUACUGACAGAGGCUUCCCAGCACCCCCAGGGCAGGAGGAUGGGGCUUGAGACAAUCUUCCACCUGGGACGCCCUCUCAAGAGCCAAGCUAGGCACUGCCACUGGGGGAACCUACCCCCACUUUGCCACUCCAGGCCUUCUCCCCAACUGCAGCAUGGCCUUCCAUCCCUUCUCAAAUUCUGCACAGAAAGGUGUGUUCUGCUUUCUGUGCCAUAGACAUCCCAUCCAUAGAAAGAAGGGUUGGGUUGCAGUCUUGGAAAAUUUAAGUCCCAGCAUUCUAAAGUCUAAGGUUAGAGACUAGAUUUCAAGGUUCUAGGUCCCAAAGAUGACUUAAGUGCUUGGGUCUAAGGAAUCAAGAUGCUGAUUUCUAGGUAUCAAGUGCUAUUUGUUGUAAACAUGGCCCACUGUUCAAAGGUUCUGAGAUUCUGUGACUCUAGAUUUUUCUGGUUCUAAAACAUCAUGCCCCCAUGGUUUUUCAGUUGCCCGACUCUGAGAGUACUGGAUCUAAGACCUUGUGGUUCUAGACUUUAUUUUUCUGGAGCCCGAGAUCCUAGGAGUGGAAGCUUCUAGAUUUUAAAAUUCUAAAGGUUCUAGGCAUGAAGGUUCUAAAGCAUACUGUUCUCAAAUUUAACAGCUCUUCAUGUUGUAAUACUCCAGAUCAUAAUGUUUCAAACUUUUAUUUUCUUAAUUUCUAAGAUUCCAGUAAUGAUCAAUUACAGCUUCUGAGGCAUUAUGAUUAUAGGUUCUUUUAUAUAAGAUCCCACAUCUCAAGGGAAUAAGACUCUAGAAUCUGAAAUCCAAAAGCUUUAAGAGUCUAGCUAAGUUUCUGAGGUAUGUGAUGAUAAUCUAGAAUGUGGUCCAAGAUUUCACACCAUAUGCUCCAAGAUUACAGUCAGUAAACUCUAAAGCUCUGAUGUUGGCCUGCUCUUGAUCUCAGGCACUAUAAGAUGCUGUGGGUCCAAGACUCUGGGUCCCAAGAGGCUCACAGUUAAUUGUGACUAACUAGACACCAAAGUCCUAACCAUUUCUAAUGCUGGGCACCUCUUGGUUCUGUGUUGCCUUCUGCCUUUCUAGCACUUAAUUAAAGGUUCAAGGAUACAUAUUUCUAAAAAUAUUAAGGAUCUAAGCACAGUAAUUUAGGAAUUCAAUGUUCUGAGGGUUUAAGGUUCACAGGUCUAGAAUAUUAGGUACGAUGCCAAGGUUGGAACCUUGCGGCAUUCUUCUCUCUAAGCCCUUUCCCUCCUUAGCCGCCUAUGCACCCUCCUCUCUUUGUGUGGGGUGUACCCACCUGAAGCCUGUGCAAUGCAUUGGGAAUGUCUUUCCUCUAAGGAAUGGACCAUCCCCCUCCUUUUGGGCCAUGUUGCCUCCUUGAGCCAGUCCCUCAUCCCUGUCUAACGUGUGGACUCUGGUGCUUCCAGAGAGGCUCAGAUCACAUAAAACUUUUGUCAAUCACU